This is a messenger RNA of Cotesia glomerata, 265 nucleotides long. RefSeq names its product protein brawnin (gene sloth2). The record is from RefSeq and is a predicted model, not a curated record. Gene Ontology annotation, biological process: mitochondrial respiratory chain complex III assembly. The transcript has a single exon. Bases 1 to 165 code for a protein of 54 amino acids. Lineage: Eukaryota; Metazoa; Arthropoda; Insecta; Hymenoptera; Braconidae.
AUGCCAGCAGGACUAAGUACAGGGGCUUACAUACGAUUUUGCAUUGUUGCAACUCUAACUGCAUUUGCAGGGUCACAAGUUGUUCACAUGCAGUACCGACCCUUGGAUGAUUUAGAACAGUUAGUUGAAGAAGAAAUAAAACGGAGACGAGAUCAAAUGAAAUGACUUUCAUUAACUUGGUCGAUCAUUUUAUCAGAGACAAUGUUUAAAUCAGUAAAAAUUCAAGAUUGUUAUUGAAUAAACGUUAUGAUGAUAAAAAAAAUAA